Molecule: messenger RNA, 1588 nt
Organism: Culex pipiens pallens (northern house mosquito)
Lineage: Eukaryota; Metazoa; Arthropoda; Insecta; Diptera; Culicidae
Product: protein dead ringer-like
Exons: 3
Coding region: 158-1588 (476 amino acids)
Source: RefSeq, a predicted model, not a curated record
UUAGAACUGCGUCGCGAUCCGGGGAUCGUGUGCGAGACCGCCGUAGAGAAAUUCUUCACCACUUAAUGGCUUCAAUUUCUUGUUUAACUUUUAUUCAGCCCGUUUUUUUUUCUUACCAUUUUUGUCUUUUUCUUUCUUUUUCAAAUACGCCAGGUACAUGAAGUAUCUCUACCCGUACGAGUGCGAGAAGAAGAACCUGAGCACGCCGGCGGAACUGCAGGCCGCGAUCGACGGGAACCGGCGCGAGGGUCGACGCUCCAGCUACGGCCAGUUUGAGUCGCCGUCGGUGCAGCGCUCUCCGAUCCCACCCCAGGGCAUCCAGCAAAUGUCCCCGCUCUCGCUGGUGACCCACGUGAACCAGCAGCAGCAGCACCAUCGCCUGUUGGGCGCUCCCAACGUUGGCCAGAUCCCGAACCUGCUCCCAGCGGAAUUUGAACAGCGCAUGCUCGACUACAUCAAGCUGUUCCAGCCGAAGGAGACCAAACGCGAGCAAAGUCCCGAACAGAUGACGCUGAACGCGCUGGAAAUGUCCCGCGUGGCCCUUUGGAACAUGUACAACAACAACACGAGCCCACCAAACUCGCUGCAGACGGCGAGCCCACCGGAAAUGCAAAGGGAAGCGCUGAACCUGGCCGAGAGUCCGCCCCACCACCUGUCAAUCAAGCGCGAGCGGGACAUCCCGAUGGACUUUACCGGAGAUCGCGCCGGCCGAGACUUCCACGCCGGCCUGCCCCCCGCCAAGCGCAGCAACAACAACUCGAUCGCGGCCGUAGCCGUUGCCCAGCUCCAGCAGCAACAUCACCACCAACUAGGCAACCGCUCGCUAACCCCCCAAAAGCUGAACAUGUCCUCGCACGAUGAAGAAGACGCCCGUUCCGACGGAACGCCCAUCAACCUGCGCGGAGGACCCGAAAACGGCACCCUCCGCCAUCACCACGACGAUGAUCUUCCCGAGGACGAAGAGGAAGACGACGACGAGGAGAUGACCAUCGCCGACGACGAAGCCCACCACCCCCUAGCCCUGAACCGCAUCACGGAACACGCCGCCGCCGCCCUCGUCGCAGCCCAGCGCGAGCAAGCCGCCCAAAACCAUCUGGCCAGUCUCAACCUAAGUCUCCUGGAGCGGGAACGCUGCGGCAGCGCCGACAAACUCAAACGUCAACAGGCGCAACUCCACCUGGAACAACUCCAGCGCGAACAACUGCUGCACCAUCAGCAGCAGCAGCAGGCUCUCCAACGCGAGCGGGAACGUGAGCUGCAGCAGCGCGAGCGGGACAUCCAAAAGGCCAAGGAACUGCAGCAGCAGCAGCAGCAACUUCUUCAGCAACAACAGCAGGAACAGAAUCGUCUGCGAGAGGCGCAGCAGCAGCAGCAACAGCAGCAGAAUGGGGAUCGGCUAAGUGGGUUGGAUAAUGUGGGAAGCAACAACACUAGCACCAGCAGUGAUCACAGCCAGAAUCGGGCCGGAUCGGCGAAUGGAGGGGCGUUCAGCCCGGGAUCGGCGGGAGGAGCUGGUGGACAGCAGCAGCAGCAGCAGAUGGGCAUUAUGGGCAUGCAGUUUAAGCUGAUCAGUAGAGGUGAGUACUGA